AGGAUGAGGAAUCUGCUCCUUGCCGUGCUCCUGGCUUGUGGGCUGCUCCGGGCCUGCGGCUCCGUGCUGGAGCUGGAGCGGAUGAUCCGGGCGGCCACGGGCAGGAGCGCGCUGCUCUCCUACAGCUGGUACGGCUGCUUCUGCGGCAUCGGCGGCUCCGGGAGCCCGGUGGAUGCCACGGACCGGUGCUGCCAAGCCCACGACUGCUGCUACAGGAGGCUGAGGGAGGGCAGCUGCAGCCCCCUGAUCACCCCGUACAGCUUCACCGCCAGCGACGGGAACGUCACCUGCAGUACCGAGCAGAGCUGGUGCCAGAGGGAGACCUGCCUGUGCGACACCGCGGUGGCCUCGUGCUUCGCCAGCUCCCUGCCCUCCUACAACCACUCCUACCGCUUCUACUUCAAGCUCAAGUGCCAAGGCAGCAAGCUCCAGUGCUGAGGAGGGCGAAUCUGCACACAGAGCUCCAGGUUUUGCUUUUCCCCAGCAAGAAAAGCUCGGGCUUGGGGCUCACUAAAGGCAGAGCCCCCGAGGCUCCCUGUGAGUGCAGCUCGGGGUGAGAAGAGCACACACACCAUGGAUGGAGAGCCACCAGUUCCUGGAAAGACACACCAGCUUCCUCUUUUGUGUCCCUUCCUCUUCUCUUGAUUUCA
Zonotrichia leucophrys gambelii is the source of this 650-nucleotide messenger RNA. RefSeq names its product phospholipase A2, membrane associated-like. Bases 4 to 438 code for a protein of 144 amino acids. The record is from RefSeq and is a predicted model, not a curated record. The transcript has 4 exons. Gene Ontology annotation, molecular function: phospholipid binding; calcium ion binding. Lineage: Eukaryota; Metazoa; Chordata; Aves; Passeriformes; Passerellidae. Gene Ontology annotation, biological process: lipid catabolic process; arachidonate secretion; phospholipid metabolic process.